Molecule: messenger RNA, 1434 nt
Organism: Phialemonium atrogriseum
Lineage: Eukaryota; Fungi; Ascomycota; Sordariomycetes; Cephalothecales; Cephalothecaceae
Product: putative gns1 sur4 family protein
Exons: 3
Coding region: 1-1434 (477 amino acids)
Biological process (GO): very long-chain fatty acid biosynthetic process; fatty acid elongation, saturated fatty acid; fatty acid elongation, polyunsaturated fatty acid
Cellular component (GO): endoplasmic reticulum membrane
Molecular function (GO): fatty acid elongase activity
Source: RefSeq, a predicted model, not a curated record
AUGGCAUCCUUUUCGCCCGUCCUCACCUCCCUCCCCGACCCGUCACUCUUCUCUUUCCCACCUUCCAGCAACCCGACCUUCAUCCCUCCACCGCCAGCGUCUUCAAUUCCAUUCACGCCGACUUUCACAAUUCCGGACCACAUUUACCAGGCGGCUCUGGACCCCAAGGUGCCCAUCACCAUUGCUGCCCUCUACACCAUCACCGCCAAGGCCCUCAAUGCGUAUAACAAGUCGACCGGGAAGAAGCCAUGGGCCAUGAGCCGAACCCGCGCCUUCCGUGCCUUCGUCGUCCUCCACAACAUCUUCCUCGCCGUCUACUCGGCAUGGACGUGGUGGGGGAUGUUUGGCGCCUUGCGCCGGAGUAUGGUUAGUCCGUUUGGACCUGCUGGGCCGGCUGGGUUCGCCGACUCGGUAUGCCGGAUCCACGGACCGGCGGGAUUGGGCCAAGCGGUGUUCUUCAGCGAGGAGACCAAGUCGUGGCAGGCCCUGUCGCCGAGUGUCACGCUGGGCGGUAACGGAGAGCCGCUUAGGACAGAUAUGGGCCGCAUGUGGAACGAGGGACUUGCAUUCUACGGCUGGAUCUUCUACCUCAGCAAGUUCUACGAAGUCCUGGACACCUUCAUCAUCCUCGCCAAGGGCAAGUUCAGCUCCACGCUGCAGACCUACCACCAUGCCGGAGCUAUGAUGUGCAUGUGGGCAGGUAUGCGUUACAUGUCGCCGCCCAUCUGGAUGUUUGUGUUUGUCAACUCGGGAAUCCACGCCAUGAUGUACACUUACUACACCCUAACGGCGUUCUCGGUCAAGGUGCCCGUGGCCAUCAAGCGCACCCUCACCUCCCUCCAGAUCACCCAGUUCCUGGUGGGGGCCUCGUAUGCCAUGGCGCAUUCCUUCGUAUCAUACACCAUCCCCAUCCUCACCUCUCGGGAGGAGUCCAGCCCCUCGGCAGCAGCCCACGCCGCCCCCACGGCAACCCCCGAGGUCCUCCUCGACGGCCUUAAGCGGAUCCUCUUCGGCGGCUCCUCGGACGAUAUCGUCCUCACUCCUCAGCAGCAGCAGCAGCAGACCACCACGACUACGCACGCCGCCGUGGUCCCCUGCAUUCCCAACAACGGGGCCACAUUUGCCGUUUGGCUCAACGUGCUCUACCUGGCGCCGCUGACGUAUCUGUUCGUCAAGUUCUUCAUCACGAGCUACCUGCGUCGCACCAGCGCCGAGCAGGCGCGCGCCCGCAAGGCCGUCGGGACCGGAGCCAAGGAACACGGGGCCUCCGGGCGUCGCCUCAGCAACGUCGCACUCGCCGAGAAGGCCGGCUGGGAUGCUGCCAGGAGCGUCGAGAGGGAGGUCUACGGCCAGGGCGGCGAUGGGACCGCCGUCGUGAAUGGCCGCGCUGGCGGUGGCAAGACCAAGGGGCGGGUGUCGCGCAACCGGUCGUGA